AUGAGCAUGAAUAAAUCUAAAACUAAAAGUGAACAUGGGUCAACUGAUGUUCUUGAUCACAAAUUCCACAUAUUUUUAAUCCACCAUAAUAUCUCAUCUUCAUUCAUUCAUUCUUUAGGAUUUGUACACACAAAAACUCCAGCAAGAAAUACUUGCUGUGGAAUAUUGACUAAUUUAAAAAUAAUAACUGGAGGCAAUUUAGUCUUAUCAACUAAACAA
Molecule: messenger RNA, 219 nt
Organism: Dentiscutata erythropus
Lineage: Eukaryota; Fungi; Glomeromycota; Glomeromycetes; Diversisporales; Gigasporaceae
Source: the annotation of a GenBank genome assembly